Cyprinus carpio (common carp) is the source of this 4840-nucleotide messenger RNA. RefSeq names its product HMG domain-containing protein 3-like. The record is from RefSeq and is a predicted model, not a curated record. The transcript is spliced from 21 exons. The coding region runs from base 519 to 4259 and encodes 1246 amino acids. Lineage: Eukaryota; Metazoa; Chordata; Actinopteri; Cypriniformes; Cyprinidae.
UCUGUUUGCGUCUCAGGAAAAGAUGUCUGUAAUUAAAAGGUUUAUAUGAUGCUAAUUUCUCUUGAAAACAAAAGCCAGCAUUAGGAAAACAUUCAGAGUUUCGAACACGACUCAACAGAGGAAUCGGCACGUGACGCCACCAAGCGCCCACUGCGGGAAGGACAGUUUUAUGUAUCCUGGGAAAGUUAUUAACAAAUAUAUAUGUCACCAUAUGGCUUUUACAUACAUAUAAAAUAAAAUAAAUCCGUGUAAAAAUAUCGCUUAAACCCGAGGGGGAAAUAAACGUCGUACUAUUCAGUUGCAGCCGCCGCAGACCAAACUCUCAUUGGGCCUCCAGUUGUUCAUCUGAUCGCUCCUCCGCCAUUUUAUAGCAGUAUACUGCAGGAAACACACGCUAAACCCGCGACUGAACCCUCACGCCGCACACACACAUGAUCCGGACCGCUGGUCCCGCGGCUUUAGCGCCGGUGUGAGGAGAGAUUUGUCUAGAUUUGGACCGAUCCCGCGCUCGCUCAGAGAUGGAGGCCAUCUAUGGAGAGAUGGAGGUGGAGAGCUGCUACACGCUUCUGGAACUUCCUUCACCCAAGAAGAAACGCAAGAGCAAAGGCAGCAUGGAGAGCUCAGACAAACCCAAGAAGCCCAGGUCAGCGUAUCUGCUGUAUUACUUUGACGUGCAUCAGAGCGUCCAGCAGGAGCAUCCGGACCUGCCGCAGUCUGAGAUCAACAAAUGCAUCAGCGACAGCUGGAAGAGGCUGAACGUGGCGGAUCGAGGUUAUUACCUGGAGAGAGCGCGCAUGGAGAAAGACGGCAUCGACCCGAGCAGCCAAUCAGCAGCUGCGUCCUCUCAGGACGUACCAGGUUUCCGCAAGAUCCUCCCGAGGGCCAAUUACGUGCUUCUGCCCAAGAGUUCAGCGGGAGGCGAACAGGUGGAGGGAGACGGCGAGACGGACGCGCUGGUGGAUGGGGCCGUGGAUGGAGCCCCUCAGGCCCCGGCGCAGGAGACGCUGGUGUCCCCCAUGACUCUGGGCAGUGAGGUGGAGCUGUCGGAGCAGUGCAUCGCCAUCGAGGCGCUCAGUGAGGACGCACCGUCCCAGAAUCACACUGAAAGACUACCAGCUCUGCUUGUGAAGAGGGAGGAGUCUCGAGUGUCGUAUGGUGACGUUGGCAUGGCGAUAGAGAGUGGAAUGGAGGGCGGGGCUUUGAUGCCGCAGAUCAAAGCAGAUGCCACUCAUCUAGUUGCUAUAAUACCCAAUCAGGGUGUCAUGGAAAAUAAAGUGAUUAACACAGCCAGCCCAAUAAUGAUGUUUCCAUUAGUGAGCAGUGUGAAACCAGAACCCAAACUCUCCUUUAAACUGCCCAUCAAAUACACACGGCGAGGACGGGGCAACUGCACCACACCCGGGUGUGUGUUUUCAUACGUCACCCGUCACAAACCGCCCCAGUGCCCUGACUGCGGACAACACCUCGGGGGGAAAUGGGUUGCCCCUGCUAAGAGAAGCUCGGUCAAAACUUCUGACCCGUCUUCAGGAAAACAGUGUGACGAUUCCAAGCCUCAUCCGUCAGACCCUAAUGAGACCUUAUCAAAAGACACAGAACGCACAGUAGAGCAGACAAGCGCUUCUGUUAUUACUCAGAAAACCUCUUCAGAUAAAGCUCUGGACGGCGGGACUGCGGCUGCUCGCAGGGCGGCCCGUAGAAAGAGAGAGCGGGUGAAUGCAGCGUCAGCCCAACAAACACCUGAUCGAGUCGCUGUCAAAACAUCUGAUGGAGCGCAGAGCGCCGAAUGCACCGCUGUGCUAUCAUUGGGUGCUGGUCAAAUUCAGGUUGUCACGAGAGAAAAAGCAAGCGGUGCUUUACAGAAACGCCGGAUACGAGCUAUUCUUCCAGCUCCGGCACAGAAUAAUACAGCCGCUCAGUCUGCAGUUGUGCAGUGGAUCACGGUUCCUCCUGAUAAAGUCAAAUCAGACGCUACUGUCAUCAAAGCUGUAAAACCAUCAGCCAAUGAACACAUCGCAGGACUGAAACCCAGCACCCUCAAACAGCUGGGUCACAUGAUCACACCCAGUGCCUUACAACAGAAGCCCAUCACGGUCAGCAGUAACCAGUACAUCAUCACAGACAACGGCGUCAAGAUCCUCUCCAUGCUGCCCUUCAAGAAAACAGCUGGAUCCUCCCUAGCUCUGGGUUUGUCUACAGCGAGAGGUCGCGGUCGAUGUAAGAAUCCUGCGUGUGAUUACGUCUAUAAGAACAGACACAAACCUCAACACUGUCCGACCUGCGGCUGUGAACUCGCCAACAAACCCACCAAGAAGAACAAACUCACACCGUCUGCUGAGGAUGUGUGUGCUUCUGCGCUUCUGUCGGAUGCGUCUCAGCCUCUGAGCAGCGCUCAGAAAGAUCAGCAGCGUCACUCCACCGUCAGUCUGCUGCGCUCCUGUCUACAGUUCCCUGAGAGUGAGAGCGAGCUGCAGGAUGUCUUCAGCCUCAUUCAGCAGCUCAACGGCCAGCAGAAGCUCACCGAGGAGGGCAGCGGAUGGCCGAGCUUCUUCGAGCCGGCGGCCACACACUGCAGUCUGUGUCAAGACCCACUGCUCAAAGGAGACCAGAGUUCGCUUGCGGGGUUGGAGGAAUGCUGGUUGUUGACGGAGUGCUCGAUUCGUCCUGUAACUCUACAGCUGAAAGUCUGUACAAAUCUCCAGUGUCUGGCCAUACACAGUUUCACAGACCUGCACCCGGGUCUGUUUAACGUGGGUAACAAGCUGCUGGUGACGCUGGAUUUGUUCUUUAAGAUGAGACAUCAGAUCAGACUGGGCGAUGAACCCGCACACGCCGCUCUCAGUAUAAUCAAACACUCACUGACGCUCACAGACGGCGCGCUGAGCUCGGAUCAGGUGUCGUGUGUUCAGGACCUGUUCUGCAGCGGUUACUGGGCGUUUGAGUGUCUGACGGUUCGAGACUAUAACGACAUGAUCUGUGGCGUGUGCGGCAUCGCUCCCAAACUGGAGAUCGCACAACGCAACUCCAGCAAUGUGCUACUGCUCAAAAACGUGGAGUUCACAUGGCCUGAUUUCCAGGCGACGGAUGAGGUUCACGUUGAUGAGUUUUGGCUGACGAUGGAGAACGAGGCGCUGGAACAGGCAGCGUUUCCCUCCAGCUUUCCCAUCACGCGCUUCGACGCCUCUAUCAUCGCCCCAUUCAUCCCUCCUCUCAUGAGAAACACCAGCGUCAUCAACACAGAGAAAGACAAAGACACGUCUGACACGCAGCUCAGAGGAAACCCAUCUGUCCGGGUGCAUCUGAUCCAUGAGGGUCGUCUGAUUCCAAAUCAGAAGGAUCUGCUCAGUGAAGAGGAGCUCAGAGACGUGCUGGAAAAGUGUGGGAUUCCUGCUGCUACACACACUGAUAAAGACGAGCUGCUGGCGUCUGUGUCUUUGUUGUAUUCACACUCACAGAACGGCCUGUGGACGGCACAGCAGCCCGACGCGCUCCUGACGGCAGGCAGAGUCAGUAAAGUGUGUCCUCAUCAGGUCGUGUGCGGAUCCAAGUACAUCGUCCGCAGAGAAAGCGCUCGAGAUCAUCUGGACCUGCUGGUUUCGUCCAGGUUUUGGCCGCCGGUGUAUGUGGCGGAUUGUGCCCAGAAGGUGGCGCUCUGCACUGAUGUAUUAUAUCCUGAACUGGCCUCACAGAUGUGGGGGAAAAAUCAGCGAUGUUUCUCCGACACCACCACACCACAACAGUACGUCUCCUGCUCGGAGCUUCAGGACCAGCCGUACAGUUUGGAUCUGACAGUGACUGAGUCCAACCCUCAUCUGCACCCGCUCACCAAAUCCGCCUCUCGCUGGAUAGUGCGACCCGACGGACCGAACGCCCUCCACGACGCCCACCACGCCAUCACGCUCUGCAAAGAGCUGGAGCCGUACACUGCCGCCGUCGCAGAGAUCUGUGACGAACCCGAGGGUGAAACCAGCAUCAACGACAGCAGCGCAGCGGCAGUCCGGCGGAAAGCUCUCGUGUUCGAUAACGCAGCGUAUUACUACCUCUAUAACCGCCUGCUGGACUUCCUGAGCAGCAGAGACAUCGUGAACCAUCAGAUCACGGAGGCGCUGAGUGCCUGUCAGCCGGGAGAGGUGGUGAUGAUCAGAGACGCCCUCUACAGGCUGGGAGUCGCACAGAUCAACUCGGACCCGCAGGAAACAGCUGACGGAGGACUGGACAAACACUCAGAUGGAGUCGUGUUCGAGGAGGUGAUGCUCAUCUGACUCAGGUUUACUCAACAUUUUUAAAAUAAAAAAGACAAAAUGUGCUUGGAAAGACCAGUUUUUUAUUUUAUAUUUUUGUUUAUAUACAUAUAUAUGCAUUUCAAAUACAUAAAUCUUACAUUUUGUCCUAAAAAUCAGUGUAUUGUGCUUUUUGGAGCUUUAAAUCCUGCUUAAACACCAUUCACUUACAUUUUAUGGAGUGUCUACUUUUGUGUACAAUUUAAAGGUUUGGAAUGAUAUGAGAGUGAGUAAAUGAUGCCUGCAGAUUCAUGUUCCUUGAAAUAUAACUGGCCUUGUGUGUCUCUGAUGUUGUAUCUGACAUAUUUAUGAUUGUAAAUAAGAAGCAUUUUAUUGCCCACAGAAAAGUGAAACCCACUACAAGUGGGAAACUGACAGUAUUUAUUUGAAUUUCACAUUUUGAUGGCUUUUUCAUGCAUAGAAAAUCUUUUUGACAUGAAGUAUUUAUUCUGAGAUCUGGUUCAGAACAGAUAAUGUGCUCAAACUCAAAUAUGAGUUUGUGUUUGACAUGGAUUGACCUCUCAAACGCUCCCAAUAAACUGUAUUUUCACUGAUAAAAACAA